Mycosarcoma maydis (corn smut) is the source of this 861-nucleotide messenger RNA. RefSeq names its product putative D-ribose-5-phosphate ketol-isomerase. The record is from RefSeq and is a predicted model, not a curated record. Bases 1 to 861 code for a protein of 286 amino acids. Gene Ontology annotation, molecular function: ribose-5-phosphate isomerase activity. Lineage: Eukaryota; Fungi; Basidiomycota; Ustilaginomycetes; Ustilaginales. The transcript has a single exon. Gene Ontology annotation, cellular component: intracellular membrane-bounded organelle. Gene Ontology annotation, biological process: D-ribose metabolic process; pentose-phosphate shunt, non-oxidative branch.
AUGGCUUCUUCCAACGCUACCAACAGUACCAGUGCCGCCAGUGCUGCCAACACCAACUCGUCUGCUUUCAAGAGUGCCGAAUUGGCUGCUUUGAGCGGCGUCGAGGCUGCUAAGCGUGCUGCUGCGUACGCUGCCGUUGACAACCACGUCAAGCCGCAGCACGAGAUCAUUGGUAUUGGCUCGGGCUCAACGGUGCCUUAUGUUGUUGAGCGAAUUGCUCAACAGGGACCUGCUGUGAAUGCAAAGCGUUGGUUCGUUCCCACCGGCUUCCAGUCACGCGAACUCAUCAUCAACGCCGGCCUUCGUCUCGGUGAUGUGGAUAGCUUCCCCAGCAUCGACGUCACUAUCGAUGGCGCUGACGAGGUCGACAAUGCGCUCAACUGCAUCAAGGGCGGCGGUGCUUGUCAUUUGCGCGAAAAGGUACUCGCCGAAGCCGCCAAUGAAUUUGUCGUAGUCGCUGACUACCGCAAGAAUGGAUCGCAGCUCGGCACAAAGUGGCUGCAAGGUGUCCCCAUCGAGGUCGCUCCGUUUGCCUAUGCAAAAGUGCUUCAGAACCUCAAAAAGAUGGGUUCUGACAAGGCGGUCCUUCGCAUGGGCAAGGCAAAAGCCGGUCCCGUCGUUACAGAUAAUGGCAACUUUUGCAUCGAUGCUCCCUUCCCCGAAGCACAGAUGAAGGAUCCCUCUGAUUUGCUCAAGCGUAUCAAGUUGCUCACCGGUGUACUUGAGGUCGGUCUGUUUUGCAACAUUUGCAAGUCCGCCUACUUUGGCAACGAUGACGGCACCAUCACCAUCAAAACCGCCGCCGGAGAUGUGCAAGAGGGCGUCCACUUUGACGUCUCCAAGGCGCCUGCAACAGCAUAA